AUGUCGCUGGUGGACACCAGUGGUGAUGGAAGCUGUCAAGCUGAACAGGGCUUGGCUGUCCUUGAUGUGUUUUCUCUGGCUUUCGCCAUUGUGCAGGAGAAGCUGCGUAUCCAGGGUCAGAUCACGGAGGGCAGCAACAUGAUCAAAACCAUCGUGUUCGGACGCUACGAGCUGGACACCUGGUACCACUCGCCCUACCCUGAGGAGUACGCACGCCUCGGUCGCCUGUACGUCUGCGAGUUCUGCCUGAAGUACAUGAAGAGUCAGACCAUUCUCAGGCGGCACAUGGUGAGACUUCAGGCUGCACGCAGCAACACAAACCCUCGCCAUGUUAGGCGAAGGGGUUCUCACAUAGGAUAUGGAAAGUUAUGGAAAAAAUAUCAAAAUAUUCAUGAUUGUUUUCCUCUAAAGCUUGGCUUAAUGCAUGCUCCAAAAAAACGAAAGGAACUUUUUAAUCAGAGUAUAAAAUUAAGUCAGUUUAACGUCUGGGCUGUUGAUCUGGUCAGUUCACUAGCAGAGGGGCUCGUCGCCUGUGAAGGUAUGAAAUUGGGACAUGAAAAAUGUGUAGGAGCCCCGAGGGAACAUCUUCCAUUAAAUGUCCAACUGUUCUUAUGUCUCCAGAUUUACUGCCAGAACCUGUGUUUACUUGCCAAGCUCUUCUUGGACCAUAAAACCCUUUACUACGAUGUGGAGCCUUUUCUCUUCUAUGUGAUGACGGAGGCUGACAACACCGGCUGCCAUCUAGUGGGCUAUUUUUCUAAGGAGAAGAAUUCCUUCCUGAACUACAACGUGUCCUGCAUCCUGACGAUGCCGCAGUACAUGAGGCAGGGAUUCGGCAAGAUGCUCAUCGACUUCAGUUAUCUGUUGUCCAAAGUGGAGGAGAAGGUGGGCUCACCAGAGAGGCCUUUGUCUGACCUGGGCCUCAUCAGUUAUCGCAGCUACUGGAAGGAAGUGUUACUCAGAUACAUGCACAACUUUCAGGGCAAGGAGAUCUCCAUCAAAGAGAUCAGUCAGGAAACUGCAGUGAAUCCAGUGGACAUUGUGAGCACCCUGCAGUCUCUUCAGAUGCUGAAGUAUUGGAAAGGAAAGCACUUAGUACUGAAACGACAGGACCUGAUUGAUGAGUGGAAAGCUAAGGAGAUCAAACGAGGUAACAGCAACAAAACUAUCGACCCAAGCUCGCUAAAAUGGACCCCUCCCAAAGGGACAUAAGCACAAGAUCCUCAGGCUACGGAAAAAUAACCCCUCACUCACUACCAGCCUCGAAAACCACAAGUAGCCUAAGACCUUUGACUCGUCAAUGAAGAUCAGUGUUACGUUUCUUUUACAUUUGUAUUCAGAUCAUUUCCCUGCGUCUUUUAUUUUCCUUCAUAUUCCCAGCAUCAUAUGCUAAAGCAUUUAAAGCUAGAGAAAGCUGUUUUUGGUUUUAAAAGGGCCUUUGUCUACUUUGUUGUGAAUGUUAGAUGGAAUGAUUUAGUUUGGUGGAGAAACAUGAAUGUUGUGCUUUGGUCACAAAUGAAUUGAACACAUACAGACAUUCGGCAGCAUUUCCAGGUUUUUUUUAUUAUUAUUAUUAUUUCUCUCAAAUAAUGUGCAUCAUGAAGAUGGUAGUUAUUCCUGUUUGGCAUGAUCAAAAAAAAAAAAAACCAGGGUGAAAUUUUUUACUAAAAAUAUUUUUUAUAGUCUUUGGUUGGCGUAAACGUUGUAUAGAUGUUUUGUCUGAUUAGUACAAGAUGCGUAUCCAUUCCUUUAGGGAAGCUGCCAAAUAAAUGAAAAAAAAAAAAGAUGAGAUUUUUAAUUUGCUUAGAAAAAAAGGAGAUUCAAUGUAACACAACCUCAGGUUUUUGUACUGCUACGAUCAUACCUUGCUUGUAUGGUUUCUCUGGAUCGUGGAUCUCUCUGGUUGUUGCCGAAGGAAUCACUCCACUUAAAGACUCUGAAAUAAACAGAAUGCAUUUGAAUGGGAC
Molecule: messenger RNA, 1967 nt
Organism: Fundulus heteroclitus (mummichog)
Lineage: Eukaryota; Metazoa; Chordata; Actinopteri; Cyprinodontiformes; Fundulidae
Product: histone acetyltransferase KAT7-like
Exons: 7
Coding region: 1-1212 (403 amino acids)
Biological process (GO): regulation of DNA-templated transcription
Molecular function (GO): histone acetyltransferase activity
Source: RefSeq, a predicted model, not a curated record